AAGAGACCUACUGACAGCAUGUUCAAAAAUGGACGGACUCUUCACAGUUUUGCUAAGACGGCUUUACUUGAUGAAAUAGUAGAUCCCAUGCUUCUACCUAGCAACAGCAGAGAAAGACAAGAGGCCGAGGAAGAAGGAGUACUUAUCAAUCAAGAUGAUACUAGUAUAAAACAAGCGCAGGAAUGCUUAGUCUCGAUAAUACAGAUUGGAGUUGCAUGUUCAGCUGAAUCCCCGAGAGAAAGGAUGGAUAUCGGGGAUGUUGUCAAGGAACCUCAACUAAUUAGAGACAUUCUCCUUGCUUUUCAUGCAAUUCACAGCUCAACCAGCGGGAGCUUGAGGUUCGAAGGGUCUUCCAGUAGUUCUGUUACUAGUAACUGGCAAAAUUUCACAUCAUUUCGUCUGCCUUGAUAUUUUUGGUGAAAAACUCGAGAUGUCAAUGCAUACUUGUA
This is a messenger RNA of Solanum verrucosum, 449 nucleotides long. RefSeq lists its product as uncharacterized. The transcript has 2 exons. The record is from RefSeq and is a predicted model, not a curated record. The coding region runs from base 19 to 408 and encodes 129 amino acids. NCBI's taxonomy places the organism in Eukaryota, Viridiplantae, Streptophyta, Magnoliopsida, Solanales, Solanaceae.